GUCAUCAUGGCUGAUGUCAAAGAGACAGGCGAGGAGCUCCAUUUGGAGACUCUCGGUGGAGAAACAGCCAAUAUCGAGAAUCGCGACAUCAAAGAAAAAGCCCUCGUUCGAAGAAUCGAUAAGCGAAUGAUGCCACUAAUGAUGCUUCUCUACAUCCUCAACUAUCUCGACCGCAACAACAUCGCUACCGCCCGUCUCGGUAAUUUCGAAGAAGACAUCGGUCUUGUGGCCGAGCAGUACAAUACCGUCAUCAGCAUCUUUUUUGUGGGUUACAUCCUGACUCAGGUACCCACUAACAUGAUCCUAAACAAGAUGCGACCGUCGAUCUUUUUGCCUUGUAUCAUGGUCUGCUGGGCCACUGUUAGUGCUUGCACCGGUGCUGUGCAAAGUUAUCAUGGAAUGAUAGCUUUGAGAUUCAUCCUUGGAUUUGUAGAGGCACCGUUCUUUCCUGGUGCUUUGUUCUUGUUUAGUUCAUGGUAUACCAAGAAAGAACUCGCAGUUCGUAUCUCAGUUCUGUAUGCAGCUGGUCAGAUGGCUGGUGCAUUUGGCGGUCUUCUCGGAAGUGCCAUCAUGGCUGGCAUGGAUGUGUUCUAUAACUCGACUAAGUUCCGUCUAGUCAUCAUCGAAGGGUGUGCCACUUAUCCCGCAGCCAUCGUGACAUACUUUGUCGUCCCAGACUACCCAGCAACAACAGCCUGGCUCAGCGGUGAAGAGCGCUGCAUCGCAGUUCUUCGUAUGGCCGAAGAUGCCAGCAAGGAAGAUGACAGAGCUGAUGUAUCAGCUUGGGAGGGUGCUAAAAUGGCCUUCACUGAUCCAGCGCUUUACAUGAUCUGGAUCAUGCAGCUUGGUCUCAACACAGCAGCAGCCUUUACCAACUUCUUUCCUACUAUUGUCAAGACGCUGGGUUAUAGCUCGACUAUCACUCUUCUGCUCUCUGCGCCGCCUUAUGUGUUUGCCGCAGCACUGGGUAUCACGAACUCUUGGCAUAGCGAUCGUGUGAACGAGCGAUGGCUGCAUGUUGUUUGGCCGCAGAUAUUUUGUAGCAUUGGGUUCAUCAUCUCAGCUGUGACUCUCAACACGGCUGCUCGAUACAUCUCGACCUUCAUGAUGAUGUCAGUCUACGGAUCCUUUGGUUGCAUCUUGUCUUGGGUAUCUUCGUCUUUACCACGUCCAUCGACAAAGCGCGCCAUCUCAUACGCCGUGGUUAAUGCUGGAUCCAAUCUCGCAUCUAUCUACGCAUCGUACUUCUACCCUUCCUCUCAAGGGCCACGAUAUUGGCAAGCAAACGUCGCAAACGUAGCGUUCAGUGGUCUUUGCAUUGCUAUGGCGACUAUUCUGAGAUUCUUUCUUGCUCGGAGGAACAAGAAGCUCGAGAAGGCGAGGGAGCAUGAUAUUCAGCACGAGGGUACUUUGAGUGGUAGUGAAACAAGAUUGUUGGCUGAGAAGUGGCAGUGCGGAACUGAGUAUGCUUUCACACUGUAGAUGGGCUGGCCUGGGGAAAGUAUAAAACUUUC
Fusarium oxysporum Fo47 is the source of this 1514-nucleotide messenger RNA. RefSeq names its product major facilitator superfamily domain-containing protein. The record is from RefSeq and is a predicted model, not a curated record. Gene Ontology annotation, molecular function: transmembrane transporter activity. Bases 7 to 1482 code for a protein of 491 amino acids. The transcript has 5 exons. Lineage: Eukaryota; Fungi; Ascomycota; Sordariomycetes; Hypocreales; Nectriaceae. Gene Ontology annotation, biological process: transmembrane transport. Gene Ontology annotation, cellular component: membrane.